Orcinus orca (killer whale) is the source of this 10735-nucleotide messenger RNA. It is a transcript of the gene TTBK2, whose product is annotated as tau tubulin kinase 2. The transcript is spliced from 16 exons. Gene Ontology annotation, biological process: cilium assembly; signal transduction; peptidyl-serine phosphorylation. The record is from RefSeq and is a predicted model, not a curated record. Gene Ontology annotation, molecular function: protein serine/threonine kinase activity; ATP binding. Lineage: Eukaryota; Metazoa; Chordata; Mammalia; Artiodactyla; Delphinidae. Bases 444 to 4280 code for a protein of 1278 amino acids. Gene Ontology annotation, cellular component: nucleus; cytoplasm; ciliary basal body.
GCGAAGGGGGAGAAUAACGUCGGGUCGGGUCAGCGGGCGCUGCAGUAGUCGCCGCAGCGGCGAUGGGAGCGGUGGGGACCAGGCGGCGGCGGAGGCGGCAGGAGGAGGAGCAGGAGCUGGCACAAGAGCAGCGGCUGGGGGCGGCCAGUAGCAGCAGUAACAGCAGCAGCCGCCGCCGCCAGUAAACGCGGACGGUACCCGAGGGGACUACCCAGCCGGCCGGCCCUCGAAGCCGCGCUCGGGUCCCGCCGCACUGGGCGGCGGGGGAUGGGCAGGCGGCGGUCGUCCCGCCUGCUGAGGGUUGACCUCUGCCGGUCCCCGCCCUGAGCUGAACCCGAGCCCUCCGCCCGAAAUCCCUGCGUCCGCCACGGCCCAGGUUAAAUGGAAACCACCCUUGGGAGCUGGAUGCCUGUGUAGCCAUUCUAUCACAUCAGUGAAUUGCAAUGAGUGGAGGAGGCGAGCAGCCAGAUAUCCUCAGUGUUGGAAUCCUGGUCAAAGAAAGAUGGAAAGUAUUGAGGAAGAUUGGGGGUGGGGGCUUUGGAGAAAUUUACGAUGCCUUGGACAUGCUUACCAGGGAAAAUGUUGCACUGAAGGUGGAAUCAGCUCAACAACCAAAACAAGUUCUGAAAAUGGAAGUUGCUGUAUUGAAAAAACUACAAGAAACUGCAGAACACAAGCUGAAAGUUGAGAUGAAGGAAAACUAUUACAGAAGAUCAACUGCACCUCUUCUGCCUUCCCUGCUUGACGUCUCCAGCUACUGCUGGAAAGACCAUGUUUGUAGAUUUAUUGGCUGUGGGAGGAAUGAUCGAUUCAACUACGUGGUCAUGCAGUUGCAGGGUCGGAAUCUGGCGGAUCUACGCCGUAGCCAGUCCCGGGGCACAUUCACCAUUAGCACUACUCUUCGGUUGGGUAGACAGAUUCUGGAGUCUAUUGAGAGCAUCCAUUCUGUGGGAUUCUUGCACCGAGACAUCAAACCGUCAAACUUUGCCAUGGGUCGCUUUCCUAGUACAUGUAGGAAAUGUUACAUGCUUGAUUUUGGCUUGGCUCGACAAUUUACCAAUUCCUGUGGUGACGUCAGACCACCUCGAGCUGUGGCAGGCUUUCGAGGGACAGUUCGUUACGCAUCAAUCAAUGCUCAUCGGAACAGGGAAAUGGGAAGACAUGAUGACCUUUGGUCCUUAUUCUACAUGUUGGUGGAAUUUGUGGUUGGUCAGCUGCCUUGGAGAAAAAUAAAGGACAAGGAACAAGUGGGCUCUAUUAAGGAGAGAUAUGACCACAGGCUUAUGUUGAAACAUCUCCCUCCAGAAUUCAGCAUCUUUCUGGACCACAUCUCCUCUUUGGAUUAUUUUACAAAACCAGACUACCAGCUUCUUGCAUCCGUGUUUGACAACAGCAUCAAGACCUUUGGAGUAAUUGAGAGUGACCCUUUCGACUGGGAGAAGACUGGAACUGAUGGCUCCCUCACCACCACCACUACUUCUACCACUCCUCAGCUGCACACCCGCUUGACCCCUGCGGCAAUCGGAAUUGCCAAUGCCACUCCCAUCCCAGGAGACUUGCUUCGAGAAAAUACAGAUGAGGUGUUUCAAGAUGAACAGCUUAGUGAUGGAGAGAAUGGCAUCCCUGUUGGUGUGUCACCAGAUAAAUUGCCUGGAUCUCUGGGACACCCUCGUCCCCAGGAGAAGGAUGUCUGGGAAGAGAUGGAUACCAACAGGAAUAAGAUAAAGCUUGGGAUUUGUAAGGCUGCUACUGAAGAGGAGAACAGCCAUGGUCAAGCAAAUGGUAUUCUGAAUGCUCCAAGCCUCGGUUCACCAAUUCGUGUCCGCUCAGAGAUUACUCAGCCAGACAGAGAUGUUCCAUUGGUGCGAAAGUUACGUUCCAUCCACAGCUUUGAGCUGGAAAAACGUUUGGUGCUGGAGCCAAAGCCAGAUACUGACAAGUUUCUUGAGACUUGCUUGGAGAAAAUGCAGAAAGAUUCCAGUGAAGGAAAGGAAUCUGUUCUCCCUGCUCUGCUUCAUAAGCCUUGUGUUCCUGCUGUGUCCCGUACUGACCACAUCUGGCACUAUGAUGAAGAGUAUCUUCCAGAUGCUUCCAAGCCUGCCUCUGCCAACACCCCUGAGCAGGCAGAUGGUGGUGGCAGCAAUGGAUUUGUAGCCGUUAACCUGAGCUCCUGCAAGCAGGAGGUUGACUCCAAAGAAUGGGUGAUUGUGGAUAAGGAACAGGACCUUCGGGAUUUUAGGACAAAUGAGGCUUUAGGCCAUAAGACAACUGGAAGCCCUUCCGAUGAGGAACCCGAAGUCCUUCAAGUCCUAGAGGAAUCGCCUCAAGAUGAAAAGCUCCGAUUGGGUCCUUGGGCAGAAAAUGAUAAUUUAAAGAAGGAAACCUCAGGUGUGAUCUUAGCAGUUUCUGGGAAGUGCCCUGCCACUGCUGCUUCAGAACAAUAUGCAGAUAGGCUGGAACUCCAGGCUGGAGCUGCUAGUCAAUUUAUUGCAGUGACACCCACAAGUCCAAUGGAGGCACAAGCAGAAGGACCCCUUACAGCAAUUACAAUUCCUAGACGUUCUGUGGCAUCUACACAGUCGACUUCAGGUAGCUUUCAUUAUGGUCAGCUGCCAGAAAAGAAAGACCUUCAUCCCAUGGAGCCCACUGUGGAACUUUACUCUCCAAGGGAGAGCUUCUCUGGCUUGGUUGUGACAGAGCGCGAACCUCCUAGUGGAGGAAACAGAACAGACUUUGGGCUUCAGAUAGAUCAUAUUGGUCAUGACAUGUUACCCAGCAUUAGAGAGUGUGACAGCUCCCAAGACCUGGGACCAAAAGACCUUCCAGACCAUAACAGACUGGCUGUGAGAGAAUUUGAGGGUCUCCCUAGGGAAACGGAAGAGAAAAGCAUGCUUGUGGGGUCAGAUAAUGAAGAUGAGAAGUUGAGUAAAGGGCAGCCUUAUAUUGAGAUCUCCCCUCUCCCAGGAGACUUGGUGACAGUGGAAAGGGAUCACUCAGCUACUACUGAACCUCUUGAUGUGACAAAGACACAGACUUUUAGUGUGGUGCCAAAUCAAGACAAAACUCACGAGAUAGUGAAGCUUUUGGCAGUUGGAACUUCAGCGAUAUCUCCACGAGUUAUUGACCAACAUGUUGAAGGACAGAUAGGCCAGGUGGCAGCAAUGCAAAAAGGUAAGAUAUCUAAGGAGGAUGACAUCAAGAGUGAAGACUUGCUGAGUCAUCAAGGAGACCUCUCUACUUUUUUGCACCAAGAGGGUAAGAGAGAGAAAAUUGCCCCUAGAAAUGGAGAACUAUUUCAUUCUGUUUCAGAGAGUGAACAUUGUCCUUCAUCUCGGAAGGAUGUGGUUAGGUCAUCCUUUGUAACUAGACACAGCCGAAUUCCUGUUUUAGCACAAGAGAUAGAUUCAACUUUUGAAUCAUCCUGUCCAGUCUCUGCAAAAGAGAAGCUCCUCCAAAAGAAAGCUUAUCAGCCAGAUCUAGUCAAGCUUCUGGUGGAAAAAAGGCAACUCAAGUCUUUCCUUGGGGACCUCUCAAGUGCCUCUGAUAAAUUGCUAGAGGAGAGAUUAUCCACUAUUCCUGCUCCUUUUUCUGAGGAGGAAGUCUUCACUCCCUUUUCAAGGCUGGCUGUAGACUCACACCUGAGCAGGUCAGCCGAAGACAGCUUUCUGACACCCAUCAUCUCCCAGUCCAGAAAGAGCAAAAUUCCAAGGCCAGUUUCAUGGAUCAACACAGAUCAAAUCAACAGCUCAACUUCAUCUCAGUUCUUGCCUCGGCCACCACCAGGAAAGCCACCCAUGAGGCCUGGAGUAGAAGCCAGGCUCCGCAGAUAUAGAGUCCUAGGGAGUAGCAGUUCCGACUCAGACCUUUUCUCCCGCCUGGCCCAAAUUCUUCAAAAUGGAUCUCAGAAACCCCGGAGCACUACUCAGUGCAAGAGUCCAGGAUCCCCUCACAACCCAAAGACACCACCCAAGAGUCCAGUUGUCCCUCGCAGGAGUCCCAGUGCCUCUCCUCGAAGCUCUUCCUUGCCUCGCACAUCCAGUUCCUCACCAUCUAGGGCUGGACGGCCCCAUCAUGACCAGAGGAGUUCACCCCCGCAUCUGGGGAGAAGCAAGUCACCUCCCAGCCACUCAGGAUCUUCCUCGUCCAGGAGGUCCUGCCAACAGGAGCACUGCAAACCCAGUAAGAAUGGCCUGAAAGGAUCCAGCAGCCUCCACCACCACUCGGCCAGCACUAAAGCCCCCCCAGGGAAGAGUAAGUCAGCCAGUAAACUCAGCAGAUAGGAGCUGGGCUGCAUCUCUGUGAAAGGUGUGAGAUCUUCCUCCUAAAUCUGAUACAUGUGUGUCCCUGUACUGUCUAUUUAAAAAAAUCAGUGUUGAUCUUGUCUUGCAAAAGAAAGUAACAUGAUAAAAUAUUUAUAAGAAGAUAUAUGAUAAGAAAUUACCUAAGAUAGGCAGCAAGCAGAUCAGGAAUCAAUGUCGUUGCAUAGGAAGGGGCAAGCCAGCAAAAUCCAAGGGGGUGAAACUGGCUAAAUGAACUCUCAUUUCUUAUCUGCCUUCAAAACAAAAAUGUUGAAGGUAGGGGGUGGAUUGGAAUUUUAAGGGGUUUAGCCUACUUUUUUUUAAGGCUCUACUAAAAGAUUAUAUAGCAAAAGUGAAACUUCUUACUUUAAUAUUUGCUUUCCAAACUUCCCAACCUCGGAGAGUCAGAAUUGCUCCGAUAUUAGAAUAUGUAAGAAGUGUGUUGCUGGGGAGCCAGUGCUCGUAUACAUUUGGCUUGUGUGUUUAUCUGGUGUAUUGAGAGUUCACACCUUUACUUUGCCUCAUUCCUAGUACCCUCCCUGGAUUUCACAUUUUUUAAAGUUAGUGUUUGUCACCUGAUCCAGUCUCUCUUAUUUUGACAAUACAUUCUAACGUGCUUUUGGCAGCACGUGCUGAGAAUUUCAAAUCCAAUUACUUUUCUAAAUCCCCUAAUAUUUCUCUUUGGAGCAACAGUUACUUAACUCAGUAUAUUUUUAUUGUGAAAAAUAACUGAUGAAACUUAGGUAAAGGAAGGAAAAGUCUAAAUAAAACUACUUUGUAGGCUUCAGUGCUUUAGGGAGAGGGACAGAGUGUGGAGUAAUACCCUUCAAGAUAGAAGAACCCUCUUUCCCCUGUUAGUUUCCUCCUUGUGGAAGGAAAACUGACCAGAGUAGACCUUGCUUCCUUAAAUCUUCUAGGUACCAACUAUCUCUACUAUCAACCUCCAAGACAAUACCAGGGAAGUACAUUGCUGUGGAAUGUGACGUUAUGCUUUUAGAGCUUUAGAAAGAAAAAUAGGAAGAAAUUAGGUAUGUUGAGGCUUAAAAUUCUCAAACUUUGUAUUUUAUACAUUUAGCCAAUAAGGAAUGAGUAUCUGAGAAAAUAAAUUUAGGCUCAAUAUUUAUCUUUUAAGAUUUUAUUACCUGCUUCACCUGUGCUUUAGUUUGACUAUUUGGGCUUCUUGACCUGAUUUCCAUGUAAUCUUAAUUUAUAAAGCUGUAAGGAGGAUCAUAUUUGUUCUGAUCUCACUCUUCUGCUAAGAGGAAUCAGUAAAAGUUAAAUUAUACUAGAUUUUUUAAAUGAGUUCUUUUAUACUCACAGUUUUUGUGUUGUAAAGACCUUAUUAAGGUCAGGUAAAUUGGUCUGCUUGCUGUUGAAAUUUGCCUUCUAGCAAACAUCUGUGCUUUGUCUUUGACCUUGUGUUUGCUGCCAAACCUAAUACGGUUGAAUUGGAAAACAGAAAAAAAGAAAGAUAUUUCCUCACCAAGUGAACAUAUUCUAAUGCUGCAUCAAAGCUGCCCUGAAGCUGCACUGAACUUAUCUUGUUCUCUUUAUCUGUGUUGAGCUUUUUGGAAAAAAAAACAAAAACUCAAAACACUAUUGAGGCAUAUACGGUCUCCCAUAAGAAAUAUAGCAUAGUGUGGAAUCUUAAUUUCUCUCCGGUUUCAAGACUACAGAGGAAUGCAAUAGAUAAGACAUAUUUGCUGUUUAACUAAAGCGACUGUAAUAUUGGAAGACCAAUCCUUCUGUAUUAUAUUGUAUAAUAGUUGCUAUAACACUACUUGCAUGUCUUCAUGGUAAAUUAUAUAAAUAUUUAUAAAUAUAUAGAGAAACAUAUGCUUAUAUAAACUCAUUCUUUCUCAUUCUCCAUUUGUAAUUUCAAGAUCACAGAUGGUAAAAUUACUUUUUAUUGUGUGCCUCGUGUACACUUGGGCCUUGUCUAUCUUCAUUUUCUGAAAAUACGUUCUUGGCAUGUCACACAACAUUCUUUUUGCCUUCCUUGUGAAUAAUGCAAAGGUUGGCAGUCUUUAACAAGCCAAGAUAGGUUAUUUAAUUUUCAUUUUUAAAAGAUUUUAAUAGGGGAAAAAAUUACUAGGACUCGCUUGUAAUACUGGUUCAAAGAUUUGUCAUGUUAAUUACAUAAUUCUGUCCUUAUGGUUAGAGUGGAUAAACUGGGAUGAUAAUCAUGGGUCUGACAUAAAUUGAUUUAAAAAAAAAUCUCUUACAAAUUACCAUUCUGCUUUCCUCUUUUCACCUCACUUGGGGAGGUGGGCGGUGGGAAGUAAUCUACAAUUAAGAAAUUAUCUUUUUCCUGUUUUAUUAGCUAAAUUGUGCUAAAAGUAGCCAGCUUUAAAUCCUGAGCCCUCUAAUCAGAAAUGUGCUCAUGGUAACUACUUGAAAAGCUGAUGAGGCUGUAAACUGUAGUAUGUGUGCUAUUUUAUUUCUUAUUGGCAUUUCUCUGCUAGAAGUCAAAACUGAGAGUGAUGGCAACAUGGCAACUGAAUGUUUCCUCUCUUUUUUGGUUCCUUCCAUUUUUCUCCCAGCUUUUCCACUGUGUUGCCCGCCUUUUCUAAAUGGCACUGACAAACUCAAGAUCCAGAGAGAAACAGCCUUGUUGUGUAAGAAUAUUUUAUUUUUCAUGUAGAGAAAAGAGUUAACCAAAGAUAUUUCUGCUCUGAUACUUUCAAAAGAAGACAUUAAUUAUAUCUCAUGUAUUAAUAGAUACACUUCAGAGGACUAUCUUGUAUAGAGAUUUACUCUACGGUUUUUAAAAGCAGUUUGUUUUUUUAGAUUUUUAGAUGUCUUGGGCUAAAAAGAGAUGUUGGCAGCCCUGAGCAAAGCACUUUUGGCACAAGGAUUUUUGUUUUUGUUUUAUUUUAGAGUCUGAUACAGAAAAUGAGUUGGGUUUUGUUGUUGUUAGUUCUUUUUUAUUUAUUUUUAACUUUUUUAGUGAUGGCAUAUUUCAGAUUUCAGUGACAAACAUACAUCAUCCAACUGAUUUUAAACCAGUUUGGUUAUUCUACCUAAGGUGAGGGACAUGGCCGUCAAUUAAAGUCAAGCCAAACUAUAUUAAGAGUAGUAUGGGGCAGAAGUUAAAAUUAUCUUUUGAAAACCAGGUGCCUCCUAGUUUCUCCUUUCACAACAAAAUGGCUAGUUACCUAGUCACACUUGCCCUUACCCUCCCUUGUCUAGUCUUUGGAGUUACUUGGGUGGAGCGGAAGAUGGAAUUGGCAACAGUUCAGUCCCUUUAGGUAGCAUUAUUCCUAAAUUAUGCUGCCAAAUCUCCAGGGUGUAGAUUGUUUGAAAUGUUAAAAUUCCACAUAGCAGUCUUUUGCACAGCUUAAAGGCAUUUAACUUUAAUGUGUAGUGAACAAAGAAUGAAAAUUGGGUCAUAUCAAAUUUAACUUUAAAGCACAGAUUAUAAACAUUUUCGAAUGUUAAGUCUUAAGUAGGCACUCUUAUUCUCAACUUGGUGUGCAAGCUAGCCUUGCUGACAGUGGCAUAGUUACUGUUUUUCAAGUUGCAUGUUGUGGAGUGAAUGCUUUUUUGUUUUUGGGGGGUUUUCCUGAGUUAACAAGUUAAUCAAGUCCUAAAUUAGUGGCAAAAUGGUAAUUGAGACCCACUGUUGUCAUUAUCUACUCUAUAUUGAUUGCUUUAAAUACUUAACAAAUCUCAGCUGCUCACUAAUCCAGCGGACUAGGGUGCAGUAUCUGUUUCGCUCUUAGCCACUAUGGGAAUUUGAAGUUCUUCUGUAAUCAUCAGAGAUUCCUUCCAGGCCACAGAUUUUCAUGUGAAUGUUUGUAUGGUUAUAUUCAAUUGACAAGGAAAAGUGUUGGUGCAUGUUUUAUAAACCCAGACACAGACAGUUAAAACGAUAACUAGUUUUUCUAUAUCCAGUAGCUUUGAAUUAAAAUCAUUAUGCUUGUUCCCUGAAGAGCAGAGGAUUCUUUGUUCUAGGAACUACAUUCUUAAUCUAACAUUAGGAAUUGGUGAUAGGAGAAACAGGAUCCAGAAUUCAGAAUUUAGUGUCUUAGGGCAAAAAAUGCAUCUUACCCUGGCUAUUUGAAAAUACAUUUAUUUGUAGAUAAGUCUAGAUUUAGUCUUGAAAAUCAAAAUUUUCACAUUUUAAAACUUUUCAUUCCUUGAUAUCUAUCAAAACGUGGCAUAUGUUAGGGAACCAUUUCUUCUGUCAUGUUCAUGUGUUUUGGAGUUAAGUUAUUUGCGUUCAUUGUUUUAAAAUCUGCCCAUUUCUGUUUAUACGUAUUUACCACAGAUUUGUUGGGACUUUGCCUAAAGGGAGAGAUAUUUCAGCACCUGUAUCACUGAGGAGAUAGAACGGUUGGUGACAACUGUAUAGUUUUGAGUUUGGUUCUGUAGACAGUUUAUUUGCAGAAUAUUUAUCUGUGUUCUAAUAUAAAAAGUAUUAUGGCAUGGAUUAAGGCAUGUAACCACUAUGGUAGUCUUCACAUGUCAAUAUUUACCCAAGUUCAGAAAUCACAGGUGCAUAUUUAGACCUUAACUUAGAGAAGGGAACCAGAGGCAGUUCCAGUCCUCAGACCAUAUGGAAAGAUGUAGUACAUUGAAAACCCCAGGUGGUUGUUAGGACAUCCCACUUCCCUGUCCUCAUCCAAUAGAACUCUGGUAUAUACUUCAAGGAUGUGGGAGUAGUGUGGAAACAUAUCAUUGGAUAUUCUCAAGAGUUUGGCUGUCCCUCUGGAAAUAUGAGAAAUUUAAGCCAGUUAGACUCAGGAGCCUGCAGAAUCUGUUGCCAACAUUGCUAGGGAGAACUGCAGGAGAUAAAUGGGGAAUUCCUAUAGUUCUUAGGUAACUCCAGGACAUGGGACAAGGAUCUCCCUAUUCAUUUUAAGGAGAAUUGGAUGCUGCACAUCUUAAAUCCCUGGCUGGACAUGAAGUGAUGAUAUUAAAGUCUUGACCCAUCAGUACAUUUUCUAAUUCAGUUGUGAAUACCUGCUCCAACUUUUAAAACAUAAGCUUGAUGUUUACUCCCCUUAAGCAAGUUUGGAAAACUGCUUGAUGUGAUACACAAUCUCAAGACACUGAAUAGCCAAGCCGAAACCUUUACUCAGUAAUGAUUUGAAUAUUUCCUUAGAUUUUGCUGGAUCCUUGGUCUUAAGGAGACAUGUAAAGGAUGUGAAGCCUUUUUCUUCAUUGCCCUGUGGAACUUUAACAAGAUCUGCCUCUUUAAUUGAAGUGACAGAUACGGGCACAGUAUGUAUCACUGAUGAUACUGACAUAUCUCUCAGAUACCCUGGGCCAGGGGUUCUGGGUUCCUUGACCUAGAGAAUAGGAUUCAGUGAGGCAGACCUUUGAGCCCACGUGACUAUAGAAUUUGCUGAUGAUAUAAUUUUACACACUAACGAAAGGAAAUUUUAUCUGUCUUUUCAGUAGUUUAAUAUUGUCUCAUAUUGUGUACAUAAGUGUUCACUCACCCCGUUAAAAACACUAGGUAGACCAAAUUUUUAUAUAGACUACCAUUGCCAUAUGUUGCUUUUUUUCCCUCUUAAAAUAUAGUUUAAAUCCUUAAAAAUUCAUGCACGGCACUUCACCAUACCUGGGGUCUGUCUGGGUGUUCUCUCAUCCACAAGGGAUAAACAAACCUACCAGAGCUUGAAUGUGAUUUAUUUUAGGGAUCAAACCAGGGAAGGGGAAGCCCUUGGGAUUUUUUUCUUUUUAAACUAUUCACCAGUUAGGUAAGUUAGUUCACUAAGGUAAAAAGCGUUCAGAGAUACAAAGAUAGGAAGCUAAAGGAAAUGUAACACUGUGCCACUUGGGGCUCUGAAAUUGGAUUGGAUGAACUGAGUAAAGAAAAUAACAGAUGACCCAGGCUUGAGCUCCCUCAUUUCUCAUGCACAGUUCGUGGUCCCCCCCCUUCUGACUCCUUUCCUAAAAUAACCAAGUGCUGAAUUUCACUGGGCCAUUUACAUACAAGUUCACAGCUUUUAGGAAAAAAGAGGGAGUUGGGAAACACCUAGCUUUGAAUUAGAUAUAAUUCUUGAAAGUUCUGAACUAUUGGCAGCUCUUAAAUCAGAUGGAAUCACAAACCAGAAGAAUUCUCUCUUGUCGAGCAAGACCAGUAAGUUAGAGUAAUUUAACAAUUUCAUAGUUUUCUCCCUUUCUUCUCCUCUUCAUGAAAUCAGAGUGAUGAGAAUUGCUCUUUGAAAUACCUUCAAAGGUAUUGUAUCCAUUUCCCUUCCAAGCAGCCCUCUUUAUGCAUUUUUGCUCAGGCAACCAAGGACAUAGAGUAUUGGCAGAAACAUGGAGUGCUUUUGUAUAGGCCAUCUGUACAUAAAAGUGUAAUUAUUUAUUUAAUUUUCCCAUUUGUAUCAUAUUAAAGCUUUGUACAGUGUUUUAAGUUCUGUUUUAAAAUUAUUUUGUAUUUUAUUUUUAUAAUCUAGUAAUAAAAUAUUCAUUCCGCA